AUGAAAGCUGCGCUGUUCCAAAAAGGCUCCGACGGAAUUAGAGCUUCGCUUCGGCUCCUGCACGAUGCCGUGCUACCGUCGUGCAGGUGUCCCGACCGACACCUCGCAGCAACACUCUUCUUCUUGCCGAUCCGCAUCAGCGUCGUCGAUGUGGAAAAGCCACUCGUGCACAUGGUUAACGAUUUGCGGCGAUUGCCAUCCGAACACACUAUGGAGAAGGUCCUAGCUGGUCGCAUCAUCGGGUUUCACGUGGCCGGGCGAAACAUGAAGCGUCGACCUUGGUUCCAUCCUCGUGAUCGCAUGCAAGCUGCGGGAGCCUGCAGGUCGACAUCCGAGCAACAAGAUUUCGAAGGCAACCUGCGUUAUAUCAACUGUGGUCUGGACGACUAUUCUCAGUACCCCUUCUAUCGAACCCUCUGUUGCUUAGACCAGACUGUACGGCGAUCAUCUGAGCGCAUCAAGGAUUGCUUCGCCACGACCACCUUGCGUAAUGCGCCCUUCCGUAAUGCACUCGACAUCCCAACGCCCAACUCAUCGAGGAAGAUAGCAGGUGCCGGAACCGCUAAACCUGAGGCCCUUGUCUCGACGCCAAGUAAACCUGCGCAAGGCUCGUUCGAACCACAUAGAAGCUCUACACAGUGCGCUGAUGCGCUUUAUACACCCACACGCAACGCGGCAGCUUCUCGCGUACUUUCUUCCUCGGAUCAUGAUGCAUUUCAGUCUUUGACCAGCCCAUUAACAUCAUGGCCGACCUCUCUCGUGUCUCCCGCCCCAACCGGCAGUUCUGCAUUCGAGUCAUCCGUCGAUUGGAGCCAAGACCAUCAGUGGUGGGUGGCGGGAGCAUCUAGCUGCAGGGGUGACGACGUAUUUCCGAGCGGUACAGGGUCCGAAUUACUGUCGCCUAGCUCCUCCUCUGUGCCAUCGGAGACGACCCAUCAACGAAACACUGAGCAGGAGUCUUUCAGGGAACGUAAGGGGCAGUCGCGUCGCCGUCAGCAUGCGACAGACUACGCGGCAUUCGCGCUGCAGUUACCUCCGGCCUCCAUGACACCAAGUUCUUCGUCGGCCUCGUCAAUGCCAUUCACACUAACGCUGCCGUCAACAGGCAUGCACAAUGCUCCUCAAGUGAUAGGACUCGAGCAUGGAACCCCAAGCUUAUCGACCCAUCUUUUACCCAGCAAUGACUUGACCGAAUAUCUUCAUACGGCAAACCGACCCAGAGACACGGGGCUACUGGGACCCAACCCAUCACGCAUGUUCGGACAAGCCGCGUGUACCUCCAGCAGGCGCUCCCUUGCAGAGGCCGAGGACGUUCCAGUACUUUCUCAAGUCACAAAAUCGGCCGCAUCCGAUAAAAAGGGAGCAUUCGUCAAGUGGCUAUCUGCUCACAUGGACGACGUCAAUGAUCGCCGUCUUUUCGAUCUCGGAGAAUACGGAUUACGUUCGUCAGUGGGCAAAAAUGCCCUGCUGGCUGAUCAUCGAACGCCGUUAGGCCUAGGCCUUGAUAUUGUUGCUAGCACAGCAUCGGAACAAGUCGAGAUGCUGACAUCACCUGCGCUAGACGCGUCGAGGACAUCGGUGCUGAGAGACCACGGCAACGAUGGGGGGCGCGAGUGGGAACAUCAGACAUCGGCCCUCUUUACCAACAGUAGAGCAACACAAGGGGAUGGGCGAGCCAUCCAAGAAGCGUCGAUGUCUUCCCUCAGCACCGCCAUGGAAACAAGCUUCGCAUCGCACAGCAAUCCAUCAACUUGGGAUAGCUCGUUUGGCCAAGCACCAAGCUCUUGGGGUGGCGAUGACUCGGUCGUCGCCGAGGCUCACCUUGCUGAUACGUCCGCUUCCUCCAUCGGCCUUAACACCAGCCAGAAUGCCUACGCAGAGAAGCCAAGUGUCGAGGGUCGUCCCUCUUCCGAAAUGAGCGCUCUCGCUACCACGCCGGAAGUCUUCAUGCAAGAUCUGAGCGAGUUCAGCCAAUCUGUUCCCAUUCAAGAUAUGGCCGAAGAGCGAUGGAGGACAUGGCCGAGACACCGGGAGGGCCGCAGCGUCGUCUUACCAGCUGACGUAUCCGACAUCGGUGUCGCUAGUCUAAAUUCAACGACGGGGGAGACUGGCAGCUUCUUCGACGCUCUAUCUGCCUCGGUGUACCCGACGCGAUCUAGACUCGGGGCUGAGCCCUACAACAAGAACCUGCGCUCUGGUCGACCAAGUAGUAGCGCCAGCACCAGCACCCGUUCGUCUAUCGGCGGUUCUAUCAUCCUUGAGGACGAGUCGAGCAACCUCGCGAGCGGUCCGAUCCGACCUCGAUCUUUCGUUGGGGCUGGCUCGCUGAGAAUGUCGGCUGCGACGAGAACAAAUCCCUGCGUUGGAUCUGACAAGCUGUCUAGUCCGAAAGAACGCGUCUCUGGAACAGCGAUGGCGCUGCGACAUGUACGGAGACUGUCUCAAGGGUCUCCAGCAUCAUCUGGCGCAGCUAGACCCAGUGCCAUGAGAUCGACAAGAUCCGUCGAUUCCGUCAGUGCCACCGACCCAAGGGCUAGGUACAGCAUUGCUAUGCCGAACACGCUUGGAAAUAGCUACGGUGCGAUGACAACAUCUCAGAGACCGCAAUCCAUGAUCGACUUUUCUGCGUCUUACCGAGAUCUUCCCCGCCAGCCCAGAACUGGGAAUGGGAUCAAAACUAGCUCCAGGGUUGGCUUCAGCGAGGUAUCUGAAGCGUUGAACACGCUGCGCUUGUUCCUCAAGCAAAAGAAGCCCAUCAACAGCAAUAACGCUGCUGAGCAAGACAGAGACCGGCCUCGAACCCCGAACGAGCAUUCGCGGGAACCGUCUUCGCCUGGGAAGCAAGUUCGCACGCUACGACGAUCCAAGCGAGUUCUGCCUCCUAGAGGCGCGAUGUCAUCCGUUGACGAGGUUGACGCCCUUCAGCCAACAACAUUUUCGAAGUCGAGGCAAGGCCUUUUGAGCCAUCAAGAUGUUGAAGAUGAAGCAAGCCAAUCGACGCACGCAAUGUCUUCCUUGUCGUCCACUCAGAGCAAACAGGACGACAGGCUGGCAGUACUUGAAGACCUCUCUGAACGAGUCAUGCGACUCAAAGCCGAGUCCGAAUUGGAAAAGGAACGUCAUGCUGCUGCUAGCAUGCCACCUCCCGUUGUUCGGCCGGCGUCCACGGUCCACCAGCCUAUACCAUCGAGCCCAACCAAGACCCGCCGUGAGAUGCACGACGAGUACCUUCGAAAGCGCGCUUCCAAAUCGUGA
Messenger RNA from Pseudozyma hubeiensis SY62, 3255 nucleotides. RefSeq lists its product as hypothetical. The coding region runs from base 1 to 3255 and encodes 1084 amino acids. The record is from RefSeq and is a predicted model, not a curated record. The transcript has 4 exons. Lineage: Eukaryota; Fungi; Basidiomycota; Ustilaginomycetes; Ustilaginales; Ustilaginaceae.